Molecule: messenger RNA, 621 nt
Organism: Drosophila persimilis
Lineage: Eukaryota; Metazoa; Arthropoda; Insecta; Diptera; Drosophilidae
Exons: 3
Coding region: 1-621 (206 amino acids)
Source: RefSeq, a predicted model, not a curated record
AUGCACUUUCGCUCCGCAGAGCAGCCAAAAGAUACGAAUCAACGCCAAUUGAAAUUGUAUAUCGGAGUAUCAGAGCAUCAGUAUCUGCAUCUGGACCUAGAGUACGAUCUCCGUCGCGGCGGUACAGCCUCCGACAAUGAUGCAGUCGUUUUCAAGUUUACGAACAUUGCUUGCGAGAGCUACAAUAAGUCCUGGGUCGUGUUCGAGAACUGUCGUUUGAAGGCCGUCAGACGGGACAAGGUGCUCCUUAAUUUGAACGCGACUCUACUAAAUCCGGCCCAUGGUGUCACAAUACAUGGGAGAAUUUUGAAACGGGCGAGUGGCUAUAAGCCUUGGCUCGUCGAUGUGACCUUUGACGCCUGUCGGUUCAUGCGAAAGCAAAACGUCCCAGUUGCUAAAUUGAUUUUUGGGCUGUUUGAAGAGUUCACGAACAUUAAUCACUCGUGUCCUUUUGUGGGUCCGCAGGUUAUCAAGGAUUUGUAUUUGAAGCCCGAGCUGUUGCGUCUUCCCUUACCUACCGGAGAUUACAUGCUAGCGCUUCGGUGGUUCUUCGAAAAACGUCAAGUAUCUGAUACGAAUUUCAGUUUUGUGUUCAUAGAGGAUCUCAUGAAGAGCAAAUAA